This is a messenger RNA of Wasmannia auropunctata (little fire ant), 661 nucleotides long. RefSeq names its product sodium-coupled monocarboxylate transporter 1-like. The transcript has 3 exons. Gene Ontology annotation, biological process: sodium ion transport; transmembrane transport. The record is from RefSeq and is a predicted model, not a curated record. The annotation marks the transcript as partial. Gene Ontology annotation, cellular component: membrane. Gene Ontology annotation, molecular function: symporter activity. Lineage: Eukaryota; Metazoa; Arthropoda; Insecta; Hymenoptera; Formicidae.
AGCCGCUGUCCUUAUCGGCUCGCUGUUCCUCAUCUUGGGCUACGGGCUGUUCUGGGCGGGCGGAAUUGCGCACGUUUGGGAGGAAAACGCGAAAUCCGGCCGAAUAGAAUUUUUCAAUAUGGAUCCUAGUCCUACGGUGCGGCACAGCUUUUGGAGUGUUGCGAUCGGUGGUACUUUUUACUGGGCCACCAUGUUCUGCAGCAACCAGGCGUCCGUCCAAAAGUAUCUCAGUGUCGAAAGCAUCUCGCAAGUAAGGAUAGCGUUGUGGGUGUCUUCGUUCGGCAUGAUUCUAAUUUAUAGUGUUAACUUUUUGACUGGAAUGGUGCUGUACAGCGUUUACAAAGACUGCGAUCCUUUGACAGCCGGAUAUAUAGAUGGCCAGGAUCAAAUACUUCCGCUGUACGUGAUGAAUUUCUUGGGAGGCCUUCGUGGAAUGCCCGGAUUCUUUGUAGCUGGGAUCUUCGCCGCGUCUCUCGGAACUGUGGCAAGUGCUCUGAACUCAUUGGCGGCGAUAACCUGCGAGGAUAUUCUUCGCGGGCUUUUCCAGAUGGAUUUGCCAGUGAGUAAAGGCGCCGUUUACGCCAGGUGGAUCAGCAUACUUUUUGGAACUCUCAGUUUCGCGCUGAUCUUCGUCGUCGAGCGUCUCGGUAGUGUUUUACAG